CUUCCCUUUUCACCAGUCAAUUUUACCAAAAGUAGUCACCGGCGUUACCACCGCUCCCGAACCUCCUUUUACCGUCGUCAUCAUCUCUGUGUAACUCUCGUUAUUAAUUAUGACAGACCAAGAAGACCUUAUCGACGAAAACUUCCCCUUAUUUUCUCGCAAACCAAGACAUGAAUCCUCUGAGUCUGCCUCCACAGUUGCUGAUAAUCCUAGCUCCUACCAUCAUCAGUUUGUCAAAGACACAUCAUCAUCAAAUCCUAACACCAGUAAUAAAACAUUUUCUGAUCUAGGUCUUUCAGAUUGGGCUCUGCAAACUUGCAAAGAAUUAGGCAUGAAAAAGCCUACACCCGUUCAACAAAAUUGCAUCCCACAUAUCCUUGCCGGGGACGACGUGUUAGGCUUGGCACAAACCGGAAGUGGUAAAACAGCCGCUUUCGCAUUGCCGAUUCUCCAUCGCCUUGCCAAGGAUCCUUUCGGUGUUUUUUGUUUGGUGGUGACUCCUACUCGUGAACUUGCGUACCAAUUGGCUGAACAGUUCAAGGCACUUGGAUCGUGUUUGAAUUUAAAAUGUGCUGUUAUAGUUGGUGGGAUGGAUAUGAUCACGCAGUCGCAAGCAUUGAUGAGACGUCCUCAUGUUGUUAUUGCCACUCCUGGUAGACUUAAAGUUCUUAUUGAACAGAGUCCAGAUGUUCCUGCUGUUUUUUCCAACACCAAGUUCUUAGUGUUGGAUGAGGCUGAUAGAGUUCUAGAUGUUGGCUUUGAAGCAGAGUUGAGAGUGGUAUUCAAGUGCUUACCCAAAAACAGACAGACUUUGUUAUUUUCUGCAACAAUGACAAGCAACCUUCAAGCUUUACUUGACGUUUCUAUGAACAAGGCAUAUUUUUAUGCUGCAUAUGAAGGGUUGCAAACAGUUGACACUCUUAAACAACAGUAUGUGUUUGUCCCAGAAACUGUCAAGGAUGUUUAUCUGUAUCACAUUUUAUCACGGCGUAUGGAAGAUAUGGGGAUUCGAUCUGCCAUAAUUUUUGUUUCCAGAUGCAGGGAUUGUCAUCGUUUGGGUUUGUUGAUGGAAGUGCUUGGUCUGGAAGUAGCUGCUUUGCAUUCAUACAAAUCGCAAUCUUUAAGGUUGUCUGCACUUCACAAAUUUAAAUCCGGGAAGGUUCCUGUAUUACUUGCUACUGAUGUUGCCAGUCGGGGUUUGGAUAUUCCGACAGUUGAUCUUGUGAUUAACUAUAAUAUACCAAGAGAUCCAAGGGACUAUGUUCAUCGUGUUGGACGUACAGCUAGAGCUGGCAGAGGAGGACUAGCAUUAAGUUUAGUCAUUCAAAAAGAAGUUGAUCUUAUUAAGGAGGUAGAAAAAGAUCUUGGGAAAGAAUUGGAGAAGUUUGAAUGUAAAGAGGAUGAUGUACUUGAAGAUAUUAAAAAGGUUUUUGAUGCGAGACAUGUGGCAAAAAUGAAAAUGUCGGAUGAUGGGUUUGAAGAGACGGAGAAAGCAAGGAAAGCACAGAAGAUGAAAGGCUUGGCUGAAAAAGGAUUUAUGAACAAGAACAAGAGCAAGAAACGAAAAAGAGAGAAAUUUACUAUGAAGCAGUUGGUAGAGUAGAUUGAAGCAUUCUGAUGAUGUUUGUAAUUGCAUAGUGGCCAUGAAUUUUGUUGUUAAACUACAUGGAUUACAUGCACUGAUAAAUUGUUUAUUUAUAUUUUUUUGAACAAAGAAGAGGAAAGAUAGCAUAUCAAA
Messenger RNA from Erigeron canadensis, 1738 nucleotides. RefSeq names its product DEAD-box ATP-dependent RNA helicase 36. Gene Ontology annotation, molecular function: RNA helicase activity; ATP binding; nucleic acid binding. The record is from RefSeq and is a predicted model, not a curated record. NCBI's taxonomy places the organism in Eukaryota, Viridiplantae, Streptophyta, Magnoliopsida, Asterales, Asteraceae. Bases 110 to 1603 code for a protein of 497 amino acids. The transcript has 7 exons.